AUGACUGAGUUAAAUAGUAUUCCAAUUAUAGCAGAUGUUGCUAAUGAAUUCAAGAUACUGAACACUCUGUCAGGAAAGAUUGACAGUAGUACAGAUGAUGUCCGUUCACAAAAUCGGGAGCAACUGAUUGAAAAACUACAGCGAGUCAUACAAGAAAAAAAUGCUUCCAUUCAAAAACUUGAAGAGCGUGAACAAGUUUUAACUGAUACACUCAAGAAGCGCAAUGUCGAAUUUCAAAGUCUUGAAGAUCGUUUGAAACAAUUCAGCGAAAAGACACGUACAUUCGAACAAUUACAUCAAUUACAGGUGCAAACAUUUGAGAAAACGGUGCAUGAUUUUCAAUCUGAAAAUGAACGUUUGUAUGAGCAAAUUCGCGAUUUAACAAAACAGCUAAGUGAGAAAGUAACUGUCAACGCGAUUCAUCAAGAGAAAAUUCAGACGUUUGAUCGUAUUAUUGAAGAUGUUCAACUUUGGCGACAGAAACUUGAUUCGUAUAAAGCCAUCAUUGAAGAACGAGAACAAACAAUUACUAAUCUCAAAAGUGAAAUCAAUGAUCUUAAUAAAAAGAAACAAACAAAUGGUGUUUUUGAGGAGAAUUCAUUAAAAUUACAAAUGAUAAAUCUGGAGAAUAUCAUCCGAGAUCGAGACAAUGAAAUUGAACAUUUAAAAGUCACUCUCUAUCGCGUUCGGGAUACUCUGCAACCAGGUCAUCAUCUAUCUCAUGAAAGUCGUUGGCAAAGUUGCCAUGAAAAUAUCGGUCGAAAUACUUCGCUUUCAAGAUCAUCUCGUCGAAAAAUCUCCACAUCGCCAUCUACUCAUAGUUCAUCAUUGGAUACCGAUGAAUUGCAAAAGAAAUUCCAAGCAUUAACUGACCGUUUCCAUAAUCUUCAAAAAGAACUUGUUAAUCGCGAUGAUCACAUUGUCACAUUGAAGAAAGUUCACGACAAACGUUGGUUACGCUUGAAACAUCUACAAAAACAAUAUCGAUCAUUGAAAGAUGAGUUACAAUCGUAUACAGACGAUGAAAUCUUACAAAACAAUACAAAACAGGAUUAUUCUUAUCGAAGAGCCAUUCGGAAAACGCGAAAUAUUUGUUCAGUUUGUAAUGAUCAACAAUGGAAGAAAACAAACGGAGUUAAAAGAAAUGCAUUGAAACAAGAAGAUGACGAUCAGGUUUGGAAUGAAAUCAGCAAAUACAAACGAGAAAGUGCACGAAUAACUAACGAAAAUUUAAGCUUGCAGGAAAAACUUGAUUUACAAGAAGUCGAAAUCAAUGAACAAAUCAUCGUCAUCGAUGAACUUCGCAAUGAAAUCCAGCGAUUGAAGGAUGAAAAUAAUCAACCAUCACCGCCACCGCCCGUUAUCAAAUCAGAAAACAUAAAGCAAAUUCAUGAGCUUGAUCGAAAAUUAUACGAACUUGAAAAUGAACGAACGUGUUUACUGUUCGAACAAGAACGUUUGAAAACUGAAUACAAUUUAUGUCUCGAUGAAAAACAGCACUUACUACAACAGAAAAAUCAACUGAGUAAUGAACUGAAAAAGGCCAAGUUGCGUAUUCUUUCGCUACAAGAUCAAGUUUAUAAACUAAAACGGGAGUCUAACGAGAAAAAAUUCAACAAUUCUUCAUCGACGUCGACGAUCAAUCGUCGAGUCAUCAAGAAGAAACCGAAAAAGUCCAUGAUGAGCAAAACAUGCUUAGAACUAUUAUUAGAUCAGAAUUCAACAUUGAUCGAUGAACAAUUAAAUCAAUCGCUGAUGUCUAAUCGACCAAGACAACGGCGAUCGUGUAGUCUAUGUAAUCAUCAAAAAGACAAACUACUACCGCGAAAAAGAUAUGGGCGAAAUAUUCUACCGAAAAUCACUCGGAAAACUUCGACACCUGUAUCUGUCGAUCAAUCAUCGACGAUUCGAAUUGCUUCGCUACGGAAACAAGUUGAAGAGUUGCAGAGUUCUCUGACGAAUUCUCACGAAGAAAAUGAUCAUCUGAAUCAACGUUUAACAAUGACAUUAAGUCGUAUUAACAUCCUCAAAACAACUAAUCAAAAACUUACUGAUGAGUGUAAUAAACUGAAAGUCAAUCAAUCCGUAUCUGUCAAUCAUGACUCAAUUAGUAACGACAGUGCAGAGAAUUUACAUGAACGCCUUCGGAAUACUUCCUACGAUGCAACUCAACAGCGAAAACUGAAUAAAACUUUGCAAACGGAAAAUGAGUUGUUGACAAAAACUGUACAAUCAAUUACUGAAAAAUUAACACAUGCUGAACGUGACGUAGCGAGCAAACGUUUAUUGAUAGAAACGUAUAAAAAUCGAAUCAAUGAACUGGAAGCAAGUUUGACUCGUGCAAACGAGAAGAAUACAAGCAAUAACGAUGAAGAAAAAUUGAAGGCUUUGAACGACACAAUAGACAAAUUGAAAGCAUCAAUCGAUUCAUAUAAAACUCGUUUACAAGCAAUAACACGUGAAAAGCACGAACUCGAUUCACGACAUACUCAACUAAUCGAUGAACAUCAAAAACUGAAAACUCGUUCUGAUGAUCUCCAAACCAAAUACCGUUUAAUUGACCAGCAACUUCGACAAGUACGUCUUCAUAACGAACAACUCAAUGAAGAAUUAUCAACAUCACGACGUAUAUCCGAACAACAACUAUUAACAUUAAAUACGAAAAGUCAAGACUCAUUGAAGAAAAUCACAUCGGAACUGGAUCAAACACUACAACGAUCGAAUGAAUAUGAAAAAUUUAUUCGCGACCUUCUCAAUGAUCUGAUCCAGCGGAAUGUCCAAAUGAAUGAGAAUUUGAAAAAAGCUCGUGAUUUUCAAAAACAACGUGAAUCAUUAUCGAUGACAUUACCUGGCUUUGAUUCGGCGAUGAAUACUGCUAGUAAAAUUCUAAAUUUAACUCAAGACGAUCUCGACGAAAUCAUGUCGGCGACCGACGAAAGCUUUCAAGGAACUUGGAAAGAAGAAAAUUUGAAUAAGAACGACAAGCUUCAGCACAAACUCUCGAAAUUAUUUGUUUCACGUGAAGACGUCUCCGCCAAAUUACUGAAACUUUUCAGUAAAACGUUCGAUGAAUUACAAACAACUAAUCGUGAAUUAGCAAUCGUACGAAGCUAUUAA
Adineta ricciae is the source of this 3117-nucleotide messenger RNA. The record is from the annotation of a GenBank genome assembly. NCBI's taxonomy places the organism in Eukaryota, Metazoa, Rotifera, Eurotatoria, Adinetida, Adinetidae.